ACGGAAACGGUGCAGGCCGGAAUCACUCAUUUGCUGGUUGGAACUCGUAGCGGUCGCACCAAUAACUAAAAUUGUUCCUCUGAUAACGACCAGACGCGCCUUCAAGUGUUUCGUGACCUAUAAAAUCCACGAUAAGAGACUAUUGGGUAAACAUGACCGCCAAUGGAAAUGGAGCAGGUGACAUGCUGGGUCCCGGCAUCGAGCUCGUUGCCCAACAGAAGCUGCAGCCAGAGGCCAAAAUUUAUUCCCGCCUGCAAAAACUGGGAGCCUUUUACAGGGAACAGUUUGGUGCCGAGCCGGAUUUCUUUGUUCGCGUUCCAGGACGGGUCAACAUUAUAGGAGAGCAUGUGGACUAUUGCGGCUACUCUGUGCUCCCCAUGGCCGUUACCCAAAGCAUCGUACUGGCAGUGGGCAGUAAUCCCACCAAGCAUCAAUUGCAGCUCCGCAAUGUGGACCAGGACCACUUCCAGAACUUUGAUUGUGACUUGAAGAACCUCAGCUUUGAACUGCCACUGCCUGGGGGCCCGGCAUGGUAUAAAUAUUUCAUGUGUGGCGUUCGAGGCAUUGAGGAAAAGCUGGGCAAGAAAUUCAGUCCCAUUGGCAUGCGUAUUGCAGUCGACGGAAAUGUUCCUCUGGCCGCUGGUCUGUCCAGUUCCAGUGCCAUGGUGAGCUCCUCGGUGCUGGCCACAGCCCAUGUCCAGGGCAUGCAGCUGGAUCGCAAGGAGCUGGCAUCCAUUUCGGCCAAGUGUGAGCAGUACAUUGGCACGCAUAGCGGCGGCAUGGACCAGGCCAUUGCCUACUUGGGCCGCGAAGGUUGUGCCCAUCACAUCGAAUUUCAUCCCAAACUCAAUGGCACACCGGUGACCCUGCCGUCGGGCAAGUGCUUCGUGGUGGCCAACAGUUUGGCGCAGAAGAACAAGGCUGCCUCGUCGGACUACAAUGAGCGUGUGGUGGAGUGCCGUCUGGCUACACGCUGGCUGGCCCGGAACAAGAAUCUAAGCAAUUGGCAAGACAUUAUUCGAUUCAUUGACCUGGAGGAAGCCUGCGGCAUGGACAAUGAGACGUUUGAGAAUCUAAUCAAAGAUAAGCUAACUAAAUGGGUGUACACCCGAGCCGAUAUCUGCCAGGAAUGGGGCAUCACGGAGCAGGAGCUAGAGACCAAAUUCCUCACGGCCAACACGCAGCACAUGCAGGAGUUUAAGCUGCGCCAGCGUGCCCUCCAUGUUAUCCAAGAGUCUGGACGCGUGGCCAAGUUCCGUAAGAUUUGUGAGCAGCUGGCGCAACGUGGCAGCGUGCAAGAUGUCAAGCAACUGGGACAGCUCAUGCGACAGUCGCACGAGAGUCUGCGCGAACUCUACGAAUGCUCCCAUCCAGAUGUGGAGCGUCUGAUUGCCAUAUCCGAGAAGCAGAAUGUCAGCGCUCGCGUUACAGGAGCUGGUUGGGGUGGCUGCAUUGUGGCCAUGUGCGACUCACAGGAGGCUGCUGCAGCGUAUAUAAAGGCUUUGAAGCGGGACUACUACGCUCAAUUGCCGCCACAUCUCUUGGAGCGCCAUCAGCCAAAUGAUUUCAAUGAGGUUGUGUUUGAUACACUACCAGGCAACGGUGCCGAGUUGUUUGUGCAGUGAAUCAAUGACCCAAUCCUCCAUCUCAGAGUGUUUUUGUUCCAGCAUAAUCUUUGUACAUAAAGCUAAAUCCCUUUUAUUUAGCAGUUUACUUAGUUCCCUCCCUUAGGUGUCAAUCCACCCAAUCGAAAUUGAUAUACAAAAGAAUGUUUAAUCUGU
Drosophila guanche is the source of this 1781-nucleotide messenger RNA. It is a transcript of the gene Galk, whose product is annotated as N-acetylgalactosamine kinase. Gene Ontology annotation, molecular function: ATP binding; galactokinase activity. The record is from RefSeq and is a predicted model, not a curated record. Gene Ontology annotation, biological process: carbohydrate phosphorylation; galactose metabolic process. NCBI's taxonomy places the organism in Eukaryota, Metazoa, Arthropoda, Insecta, Diptera, Drosophilidae. The coding region runs from base 153 to 1625 and encodes 490 amino acids. Gene Ontology annotation, cellular component: cytosol; cytoplasm. The transcript is spliced from 6 exons.